Messenger RNA from Aspergillus wentii DTO 134E9, 1206 nucleotides. It is a transcript of the gene sec17, whose product is annotated as alpha-soluble NSF attachment protein SEC17. Lineage: Eukaryota; Fungi; Ascomycota; Eurotiomycetes; Eurotiales; Aspergillaceae. Gene Ontology annotation, cellular component: vacuolar membrane; SNARE complex. The coding region runs from base 149 to 1027 and encodes 292 amino acids. The transcript has 5 exons. The record is from RefSeq and is a predicted model, not a curated record. Gene Ontology annotation, molecular function: syntaxin binding; soluble NSF attachment protein activity. Gene Ontology annotation, biological process: intracellular protein transport; SNARE complex disassembly.
UUCUCUUUAGCAGAGCAUCAGAACCAUUUGGCCACUAACUCACUGCCAGCUAUCCCAGCACACCACAUUUCUCCUUGUUUUCUCUAUAGACACCUGGAUCUGAGUGGCAUUUUUCAUAUAUCAUCUGUUUCGACGUCCUUCCUUCAAUAUGGCCCAAGACCCCCGUGUUCUGCUGCAGAAAGCAGAUAAAGCUCUUCAAGGCGCCUCCAGUGGCUUCAGUUUCUUCGGUGGACGAACAGAAAAAUUUGAAAAUGCAGCAGACUUGUAUUCCCAGGCUGCGAAUGCUUUUCGAGUGCAGAAGCUGAACAAGGAAGCCGGUUUGGCAUUUGAGAAAUCCGCUUCGAUUCAGAGCCAGAAUCUUAAUGAACCUGAUGAUGCCGCCAAUACGUUGACCGAGGCUUUCAAGGUCUAUCGCAAAUCUGACCCGGAGGAUGCUGCCCGAGUUCUUGACAGUGCUAUCCAACAUUACGUAUUAAAGGGAAACUUGCGCCGAGCCGCCACACAGCAGCAACACUUGGCAGAGGUAUAUGAGGUGGAACUGGGUGAUAUGAAGAAGGCUCUUGCCGCGUACGAAAAGGCCGCCGAGUGGUUUGAGGGUGACAAUGCUGAAGCAAUUGCCAACAAGCAUUAUCUCAAGGUGGCUGACUUGGCUGCCCUUGAAGCCGAUUACUACAAGGCCAUCGAGGUUUACGAGCGGGUCGGACGGUCGUCUAUCAACAAUAACCUAAUGAAGUGGUCUGUCAAAGACUAUUUCUUGAAAGCUGGUAUCUGCCAUCUUGCUACAAAUGAUCUGGUGGGAGCUAACCGCGCCCUUGAGAGCUACGGCGAUGUCGAUCCUACUUUCGCUUCUACUAGGGAAUGCCAGCUGCUUACGGACCUGCUUCAGACUAUCGAACAGGGUGACCAAGAAGCAUUUGCCGACAGGCUCUUCCAGUAUGACCAGCUCAGCAAGUUGGACAAGUGGAAGACCACUAUCCUACUGCGGGUCAAGAACAAUAUCGAGGAGGAAGGAGAAGACUUCUCGUAGAUUCCAUGAGCAUUUGUUUUGUUUUGUUUUCCUCCUCGAAUGAAGAAGAGAUGAUGAUGUCACUUGUUUUUUGGACUAGCCGAGAGUUAUGUUACAUGUUACGUUGCCAUUAUGAUUAUCCCAACUAUAUCAUGCGUUGCUUGACAACCAGCUGCUGAGUUGAAUGGAUCCGGUCGUUU